Mauremys reevesii (Reeves's turtle) is the source of this 3066-nucleotide messenger RNA. RefSeq names its product FCH and double SH3 domains 1 (gene FCHSD1). Gene Ontology annotation, cellular component: neuromuscular junction; recycling endosome. Lineage: Eukaryota; Metazoa; Chordata; Testudines; Geoemydidae. The coding region runs from base 108 to 2333 and encodes 741 amino acids. Gene Ontology annotation, biological process: regulation of actin filament polymerization; neuromuscular synaptic transmission. The transcript has 19 exons. The record is from RefSeq and is a predicted model, not a curated record. Gene Ontology annotation, molecular function: protein binding.
GGCCCGGCGGGGGCGGAGCCGGUAGGCGGGGGCGGAUCCCGGCAGUUCCGGGCUCCCCGCAACCCCGGCCGCGGAAGGACGCGGCGCAGCGCAGCGCAUUCGGGACGAUGCAGCCGCCUCCCCGCAAGGUGAAAUUGACCCAGGAGGUGAAAGUGCGCUUCAUAGAGCAGCUGUCCAGCCUGCAGAGUAAGCAGCAGCGGGAGACAGAGCUGUUGGAAGACAUCAGGUCCUACAGCAAGCAGAGAUCUGCCAUCGAGCGGGAGUAUGGGCAGGCGCUGCAGAGGCUGGCGAGUCAGUUCCUGAAGAGAGACUGGCAGCGGGGCCGAAGUGAGACCAACGACUCCAGGAGUGCCUUUGCUGUCUGGAAGGGGGCGAUUGACAGCACGGUGUGCGCUGGGCAGGCCCGGGUGGCAGCCUCAGAGAACUACCGCAGCCUGAGUCUGGAGGUGGCUAAAACCACCCGACUGUCCAAGGAGCACCUGCUCAAGAAGAGCACAGAGCAGCUGCAGAGGGUGCAGGCAGAGCUCCUGGAGACGGUGAAGGAAGUGGGCAAAGCCAAGAAGCACUACAUGCAUCUGCAGCGGGUCAGCGAGGUGGCCAAGGAGAAAGCGGCUGAUGUGGAGGCCCGGCUCCGGAAGAGCGACCAUGGCAUAUUCCACACAAAGGCCAGUUUGCAGAAGCUCAGCACCAAGUUUUCUGUGCAGCUGGCCGAGUACUCGCAGCAGCUGGUGGUGGCACGGAACGAAUACCUGCUGACGCUGGGAGCUGCCAAUGCCCACCUGGGGCACUACUACCACGUUGAGCUGCCUGCCGUCAUGAAGACCCUGGAUGGUGACCUGUACGAGCGGCUCCGGGACCAUCUGACCCUAGUCAGCCAGACAGAACUAGAGGCCUGUCACGCCACGCAGGAGCGGUUUCAGGGGAUCCUGGAGGCCUCCACACAGGUGUGCAGGGAGCAGAGCCUCCUCCUGUUCCUGCAGGAUAACACUGCCUUCACCCCGACUCCUGAGCAGCAGUUCCAGCCGUCGGGCGCCGACCAGGCACGCCUCCUGGAGGCAAGGAGUGGCAGCGCUGGGGAGAGCGGGCUGGAGAAGGAGGCGCGGCGCUGGGCCACCCGGGCAGCCAGAGACUACAAAAUAAAGACUCAUGGCAAGCAGGUUCUGCAGAGGAUGGAAGCCAGGAGGCAGCAAGCCCCUGAAGCGGAGACACCCAGCAUGGAGAGGAGGAUGGAAGAAGUGAGCGAGAACAUCCGGAAAGCAGAGGUCAGCAGAGUAAAGGCUGAUGCCCGGCUGGUAUUGCUGCGCCAGGCUGGGCUAGACGUGGACACCUGGCUGGCGGGGGCCAUGGGACAAGUCCUGGAGGAGCUGGAGCAGGAGCGACGGCUGAGUGAGGCUCGCAAGUCGGACAAGGAGUCGACCCCCACGGCAGAAGAGUUCGAUCUGGCAGAGUUUGACGAUUAUGACGACAAUGAGGAGCUCUUUGAGGAUGCUGGUCCCUGCCCUGGCACUGCCCGCAUCUACCCAUCCACUUGCAGGGUGUUCUUCGGGUACCAGGCCUGCCAGUCUGACGAGCUGUCAAUCCGCCAAGGCGAGGAGCUGGAGGUCAUUGAGGACGGCGAUGUGGAAGAAUGGGUCAAGGCUCGGAACCAGGCGGGGCAGGUGGGCUAUGUCCCUGAGAAGUACCUGCUGUUCCUGGACGCCAUAGGGAGUGAGCACAGGGCGCUGACCGGGAGCUGCCAGGAAGGCCCCUCCGAGACCGCCUUGGAAAGGGAGCUCACUAGCAUUAUGACCAUGGACUUGGUGCUGGAGCCAGGAACAUGGCUGGUGCGAGCCCUCUACGAUUACGAGGGGCAGAGUGUGGAGGAGCUGACCUUCCCCGAGGGAGCCAUAAUCCGAGUGCUCCCCAGAGAGGAGGGGGAAGUGGACGAUGGCUUCUGGAAAGGUGACUUCAACGGGCGCGUUGGGGUCUUCCCUUCACUGGUGGUGGAAGAAAUAACUGGAGUCAUAGGAGUGGCUGGGCAGUCUGCAGGCAGGAUGGCGCAGUCAGUGGACCCAGCUCUCCGGACCUGGGAGCAGCACGCAUCCGCCCGCUGCGAGCACCGCCUCCACCCCCUGCCAAAGCCCCAGAACCCGAGCCUGAACCCCGCAUCAGCUGACGCUACCCAGCUGGGAGCACAGUGUGUCACCCGAGCAAAACUGCUGCCACCGACUUCGCCACCCAGUGGGUGCACUGGCCUCCUGCUUCUUCAGAGCCUUCCCACUCCUCCCCGGCCGGCAGCAGAAAUCUGGGGACAGUCCCACGGCAGGGAUGGGGGUGCUGGAGCUCACCCCUAGUGCGGCAGAGAACCUGAUCAGCAGCCCAAGCUGCCUCUCUGCACCCAAAUGGGCUGAUCAUUCUGGAGGGGUCCUGGGGGACCAUAGUCCCAGGGGAGUGCAGAGCACUCACAAAUGCAUGUUCCUCACUCCCCCAGCACUGAGGGGACUGGACAGUGGGUCCCGAAUCCCAGGAGACCUGCAGUGGAGGGAUGGAGAAGCACAUCUGCAGCCACUUCCCCUCCAGGCAGCUGCUGGCAGGGUGCUCCCACCCCUAGGCUUGGAGUGGGAAACGCAUCUGCCAGGAGGCUGGGGGCCUGUAGCCAGCGCUGUCUCCCUCCUCCUUUCACUGCCCACUUCCAACUGGCUCUCAGUUCUGCCAGACCCCCUGCCCCAUGUCAAAUGCUGAGCCCAGGGGCCCCUCCCAGCUGUGGGCAUGUGAGGGUUAAUCCUGCUCUCAUGCCCAUCUCACCCCUCCCUGGCUCACCUGCUGCUAGCUGGCAUUUCUGCACAUUCCCCCUGAACCUGCCCUGUGCCCCGUCCCCAGAGCAGGGCUGCAGGUGAACGUGGGGCAGGGCGGGAAGAACUGCAUUGGGUCCCAGCGCACUGUGCCCCUCUUUCUGCUGGGCCCAGCAGCGGCUGGUUCUGCUGAGCCGCUGUGUUUUCAGGCUGGUCCCUGGCUGCCUCGGCUGCCCUCCGCUUGUGCUGGGGAUGGCCUGGUCACUGGGCCCCAAUAAACAGAUUUCAUUCUGCA